Exophiala aquamarina CBS 119918 is the source of this 3393-nucleotide messenger RNA. RefSeq lists its product as uncharacterized. NCBI's taxonomy places the organism in Eukaryota, Fungi, Ascomycota, Eurotiomycetes, Chaetothyriales, Herpotrichiellaceae. Gene Ontology annotation, molecular function: zinc ion binding; DNA binding; DNA-binding transcription factor activity, RNA polymerase II-specific. The record is from RefSeq and is a predicted model, not a curated record. Gene Ontology annotation, biological process: DNA-templated transcription; regulation of DNA-templated transcription. The coding region runs from base 1 to 3393 and encodes 1130 amino acids. The transcript has a single exon.
AUGGCCGAUACAGCGGCUCGCCAACUUUCAGCCAAGUUGAAACCCCCUGGGUCCAAGAUUGACAAACGUCAGAUCACACGCAAUCGGACAAGCUACAGCUGCAUGACUUGUAGAAGACGCAAAGUCAAAUGCGAUAAAGUCCAUCCUAUUUGUGGCGGAUGCCAGAAGGCCAAUGAGGAAUGUCUUUACACCUUACCAGAAAACCAAGAGUCAAAUGGAUUUUCUGAAGAAUCAAAAUCAUCUACUGCCCUGGAUUUGAAGAAGAGAAAGAUCGGGUUUAUUCAGGAUGGCUCGGCAACGUCACCAGCCAAUGAGAAUGGAGCGGCAGGCUCAGUAUCGCCAAACCAUUUAAGGGCCAUUGAGGAUCAAUUGCAGCGGCUGUCCACGUUGGUUGACUCACUACGCAGCAACAGUUCCAACGAUGAGCAUUCCUGGCUGCGGAACUUGCUCACGCCAAUGGCUUCUGGUUCAGAGAAAGACACAGAGGAUGGACAGCCUCCCCGUAAUCUAAGCCUAGGGAUGUUUCAAUCGGCCACCCAUGGAUCUGUUAAAGACGCGUCAGAGCUUAGCAAGCCUCUGUCGAGCCUUAGACUAGGCCAGGCUGAGCAGCUCACUCCUGAAGAUUCGUUCUGGAAUCAUAUCACCUCAGAGAUCAACCAGUUAAAUGAAGCGAUGCGUCGGCAACAUAACACUUACGUGAACGCGACUAGCAUACAGAAUGAUGCCUGCACUGGGAAGCUGCCAGAGAUUCUUGAGCCCCGGGAUCACCUGACACAAGAGAAGAACCAGUUAUCCGACCAGCAAAGUUUCCAGAAGGAAGCAGGACUUGAGGUCCCCUGUUUCUACGACCCGGACAGUUCAUGCCCAUGUUGUCGACUGAUGCCCUUCGCGAAGUCGACCCUUCUUCAGGACAUUUCGGUAAAGACCUCCCCGAAGCUCGCCAGGGAGCACUUGCAUAGACAUGUGCCUUCAAGUUCUCAGAGUAAUGUCCUUUUUCGCUGUUGGCUGUCCGGCGUGCAUCCUCUCUUACCUGUUUUAAUUCCAACAGAGAUCCAGAAAAUGCACGAGAAGUUCUGGUCGCAGAAUGACCCAAAUGCGACAGACAGAUCAGGGUUUGCGGACCUCGGAUCUGCGGCUUUGAUGUAUGCGAUUUGGUACGCCGGCUCGCUUAGUCUGUCUCUCGAAGGAUUCAACCGAUGGUUCCCGGGCAUGACACGAGCAAAACUCAGCGCGAGACUACACGAUCAAGUCGUCCUUGCUCUACAUCUCUCAGAGUUUUCGCGAAAUUCCACGCUGCACACACUCGCAGCAUUUAUCAUCAUCUGCUCUCUUCCUGCAUCAGAAGAAGACCCAACGCAAGCUACUCUGUACUUGCAAUUAAUUGUCCGGCUUUCCAUGACCAUGGGCCUGCACAGAGAACCCACUCUUUUCAAUAUGUCCGUAGCUGAAGAGGGUAUGCGUCGCCGCCUGUGGUGGCAUGUCAUUCAGUUGGAUGUUUCCCAAGUUGUGGCUACUGGUUAUCCUUCAUUGAUUUCAGAGACAUUUUGUGAUACGAGGAUCAUCUGCGAGGAUCACGAUGCCUUGACCGAUAAGGAUACGCCCGACGUAGACUCUGAAACAGCCUCCAAACCCAUGUCCUCUAAUGGCGCAAGCCCACCGGCCCAAGGCUCAGUUUGGGAGUCAUAUCGCACCUUCUCCCACGUUGCCAGAGCCAAGUCCAUCAUAUCCUGUGCUUUCAGAAGUGUUGUAUCUACUCAUUUGAGCGCCAAAGCCCUCACCAACACAGACAUGGCUGAGAUGAAGCGUGUCAUGACAUCAGCAAGUGAACAAGUAAACUAUAUCAUCAAACAGAUCCCAUCGAAAGGUCUCCCUGAACUAGGCUUUACGCCCAAUGGACUGAACCAGAAGCUACCACGAGUUCUCGAUCGCGAAACGUCCAUGGCAGAUCCAAUCAGCCUCAGGGAACUAGGUCAUUAUACCGAUUUAGCAGGUGAUCCGGAUACCGCAUCAGCUGCAGCCUAUUUCUAUCGCUCAAGGCGUGCGGCAUACAACAAAUGGGCAAGAAUCAAUCUGUCCAUGAUGAACGACAAACUCCACUGUGUUGCUUAUGCACCAUUUUUGAAGAAUACCAAAAGCAAAUUGUGGAAUGUAGGUAGGCAGUGUGCAUUGCACAAUUGCCACAGCUUCCUAAGGAAAUUCAUAUCGGUCGCCAGCGAUCAUGAGCUGGAACCUUUCUGGUGGAGUUGGCCUGCAAUGUAUGGCCCAAUGCACGCCGCACUCAUCGUUUUGGUAGACUUGUAUGAGAGGCCUCGCAGUGUUGAAGCACCGAGAUCGAGAGAAUUAAUCGAUUCGGUUUUUGCGUACUCUUCUCCCGAACGGGGCAUUGUUGGGGGUCCAAAUGGUGUAACUGUGCAUCGACCCAUGCGCGAAGGAGGUGUUGAGGCGUGGGACAUGUUGAGAGGGCUAAGGUCUGCCGCCUGGCAAAAGGCAGGCCUUGAUCCCCAGGUGUUAUGGAAAGAGGCUGACGAAAUCGACAUCGGCUUUGUGAAGCCGUUGACCGAUGCUCAAAGGAUAGCUCAAAGCAUACGAGAAGACGCUUGCUAUGAGAGUAACCGAGACAGCAAUCAGUAUCCCACAAAAAACCAAUCAGAUGCAGAAAAUGUUUCCUACGAACAGGGUGUGCAUUAUGCGUUCAGGCUCUCACAGCAUGAAAUGCUUGGAACCGAGGGGCCUGAAGCGCAGGAAUGCGGCAAAGCCGUGCGAGAUCGUUUUUUCCAGGAGAUUGGGAAUAAUGAGCGACAAAAUCCUGCUCAUGGGCUUGCCUGGCGAAGUGACCAGCAAAAGAUGCCUUUCCCGCUUAGUGCCAACUUGGAGGCAUGUUCAGGUUCAGCGGCUCAUACAGGAGAGACCCCAGGCCAUCUUCUGGGUCUGGGCACACAUGUUCCAAGACCGGGGAUGCAACGUUUAUCAUGCUCUGCGCGGGAGGAUCCAUCGGAUGGAUUUCUCGACGGUGCAAACAAUACCGAACAUAAGCUUAAUGGAAAUCCUCCACCAGAUCCUAGGCAGUGGGCACAAGUUUCCUCGGUUCAGCAUCCGGCUGAGCCGAAAUCCGAUAGGCUUUCUGCAGAGGUUCAUAACCAGAAUGGGGAAAUUUGGAACAACGGCGUUUCCCACAACACGUUUGUCAAUGCUCACGUGCAAGGUCAAAGUCAUCAGCAAGACCAGUCCGUCACCAAUGGUACCCGUCCGGAGAGCCAGUACCAUCGAGAAAAUCCUCCAACUGAAGCUGACCUGGGCUUUGACUGGGAGAAGUGGGACUCUGUCUUUGGUCAGUACUCUGGAUUCACCGACAUGAUGGAGGAUGUGAAAUGGCAUGACUAUUUGGAGGAGUAA